AUGCUUAAAGAAUCCAAAAUUGGCAGACGCUGGACCGACCUCCUGAGCCACCAGCUGGAUGAGAUCUUAAUAAGCAAUAAUCGCCUUGGCAGGGCCAGCUUCAAGAUCCUUGGCAAAUGGGAGGAACAGCGUGAUGAGCUCAACUCGCUUCAGGAGCACGUAAAAGACCUUCACAGCGACAUGGGUGCGCUGAAAGAACGGCUCAGCCAGAGCAACACUGAAAGGGACAACGCUACAGCGGAAUUAGCUGCCCUCCGUACGUCCGUUAGUUCUGUUCCGAAUCCGUUGGCCACGCCGCACGGGCUUAUCCUCCCACCGGUAGACUUUAUCGAUUUGGACGAUGACUGCAUAAUGGUCGUGAGCCCGUCUGAGAACACCUAUGCUGCCGCCACAGCAAAAACAAAGAAAAAGAGGGAGGACUUCCCUAGGCUGAAGACGCCAAAAGCCCAAGAGCCCGCAAAAAGAGCCCGUAAAAAUGACACCCCUGUUAACAGGAAACCCGAAACCAAAAAGCUCGCUGGUAAACAGAAGGCAGAGGCAAAGAUGCAGGCCAGGGCCAGAUCCGCUAGGGCAGGCCCAAGAUUCGAAGUGAUUACCGGUGACGAAGGCUGGAAGGACCUAAGGACAUCAAUCGAACAAAAGAUCCCCAACCCCAAAGUCAGGACGGUUAAAUCCAAAAAUGGUGGAAUAAUCUUAUUCCCUGAGGACGCCGAGACGGCAGCUGCUCUGCGCAGGACCUCAAACUUAAUUGAGAGAGCUCCCCGUAAGCCCAGAGUAAUAAUUAAGUUUGUCGACAGAUAUCUGGAGCGAGAGACGAUACCGUGGGCUCUUAGCCAGAACAAUGAUCUCGGAAUUGGAGAAUCCGAACUGCCACACAUUAAGCCGCUAUUCAUGCUUGGUCCACGUGAAGGGCACGUUGUCCACUGGGUGGUCGAGGUCGCCCCGGAAACUCUGUCAAAAAUCGAGCAUAAGUCGGCCUUCUUGGGCAUGACGAAGUGCAGAAUGAAGUUCUACGACUCUGUCACCCAGUGUUACAACUGCCAAGGUUUCGGUCACACAGCGGCUAAAUGUAACACAACUCAGCCCAUAUGUAAACACUGCUCGGAGAAGCACGACUCCAGAACGUGCAAAUCGCUGGCAAAGAGAUGCCCCAACUGCCGAAGCACCACGCAUAAUGCGUCUUCCGCUAAGUGCCCGGCGAGAACGACGGCGACAAGGCUCCUUAUCCGUCGCACUGACUUCGGUACCCAAGCACUUGCUUCAGACUCCCCAUGA
Diuraphis noxia (Russian wheat aphid) is the source of this 1275-nucleotide messenger RNA. RefSeq lists its product as uncharacterized. The record is from RefSeq and is a predicted model, not a curated record. Lineage: Eukaryota; Metazoa; Arthropoda; Insecta; Hemiptera; Aphididae.